ACUAACGAUUUAAAGCGUUUAGUGAAAGAACUCUCUGAGACAAGAAGAGAUUUAAAUAGAGAUUUACUGCAUUAUCAUCGCAUUGGACAACAUAUUGAGUCCUUAAGUACUAUCAUCAUAUCCUUAGGAGGAUCUCCUGCGGGUUUAUUUUCCUCGGAGAACGCUCCCCCUAAGAAGGAAGUUUGCCCUGAAAAAUUUAUGGGAUAUAGUUGGCCUUUCUUUAGAAAAGGUUUCAAGCGAGUCAACUGCACAGAGUUUGUUCCUCUUAACCAGCUUAUCACGCUUCUUGUUGUUCUACCACACGAGCUGUCAGCUAAAGAGCAGCUUAAUUUUUUUCGAAGCCUGCAGAGGUACCAUCCACAAAUAAAUACUGUACUCGCAUCUAAAGAAGAACUUCAACUAGAAACUAUAAGAAAGCUUGAGCUGAACUUCAAGAAUAUGGUUUUUAAGGAUCUCUAUUGUGGUAAGACUUGGAACUCGUUAUUACAGGAAGUGACCACGCCCUACGUGCUUCUAGCUCCGGAUGCAACUCACUUUAACGAUGAUAUUGACCUUGAGCGUCUCCUCCGUGUACUUAGUGAGAACGAAGAUGCUAUCAUUGCCGGGGGGAGUCACCGAAAUCAAGAGGGGGAGUGGGACAUUGGUUGUCUUCAAGUGACAUUUAAAAACUGGACUGCUUAUUUUAGGGGCGGUUAUUACCAGUCAUACCGUAACGAGUGCAUUGUAUGUGAUGUGCUGUCCGGUCCAUUUAUGGCCUCAACUGAGAACCUGAAGGAGAUUGGAAUCGACAAAAAGUAA
Molecule: messenger RNA, 798 nt
Organism: Porites evermanni
Lineage: Eukaryota; Metazoa; Cnidaria; Anthozoa; Scleractinia; Poritidae
Source: the annotation of a GenBank genome assembly